GCGAGGGUGGCGGCGGCAAUCAUGGCUGGGGAGGAAGGAGGAGAGCCCCGCGCGGGGCCAGAGGCAGGUCCGAAUCUCUCUACUCCCCUUACUCAUCUGAUCCGCACAACAGCCCUGUGAGGGCGCUUCGGUUGACAGUGGCUGAAGCGAGGUCAUCCAUGACUGAAUGGGGAUUUGAACUCGGGUCUCCCAGACUGCUUGCCGUUUUAUGUGCAUUUCUUUACUCAGGAAACGGAACUCCUGUCUGGAAAAAGGAUCUAACAUUACCCACGAGCGAGAGGUGCCUCUGGGAGCCACGCUGCCAGAGCUGAAGGGCUGUUUCCACUUGGCCAAGCGGCUGCCUUUGACCAAUGGUUGUUGCAUCAAGGCCGACUUCCGGGCCUCAAGAUGGCGGGUCAAACUCUGGAGGAUGCUGCUGUUGUCGUCUCUCCUCUUCUCAAGGAGAAGCCCAAAAGCAAAGGCCUCUUCCCACUGGGAUCCCUUUUCCACCACCGGACCGAAAAGUUUGUCAUCUCCAGGAGCGACAGCGUGCCGGACGAGAACGUUUUGAAAAUCACCAUCACCGAGACCACCGUCAUCGAGUCGGACUUGGGCAUCUGGAACUCCCAUGCCCUCAUCUACCUCAGCCUGUGGUUCUUCUUCAGCUUUUGCACUCUUUUUCUUAAUAAAUACAUUCUUUCGCUUCUGGAGGGUGAACCGAGCAUGCUAGGUGCUGUCCAAAUGCUCUCCACCACCUUCAUCGGCUGCGUGAAGAUGUUUGUCCCCUGCUGCUUGUACCAGCACAAAACGCGUCUUGCGUACCCGCCCAACUUUAUCAUGAUCAUGCUCUUUGUGGGGCUCAUGAGGUUUGCAACGGUGGUUUUAGGCCUAGUCAGCCUGAAGAACGUCGCCGUUUCUUUUGCCGAGACGGUGAAAAGCUCUGCACCCAUUUUUACUGUUAUUAUGUCCCGCAUGAUUUUAGGAGAAUACACUGGAUUGCUCGUGAAUCUCUCUCUCAUUCCCGUCAUGGGAGGACUUGCUCUGUGUACAGCCACAGAGCUGAGCUUCAACAUCCUUGGAUUCUCCGCAGCUUUGUCCACAAAUAUUAUGGACUGCUUGCAAAAUGUUUUCUCCAAAAAACUACUAAGUGGAGACAAGUACCGAUUCUCAGCACCAGAACUUCAGUUCUACACCAGCGCAGCGGCAGUGAUCAUGCUCAUUCCAGCGUGGAUAUUUUUUAUGGAUGUGCCAGUCAUUGGGAAAAGUGGAAGGAGCUUCCACUACAAUCAAGAUGUCGUUGGGCUGCUCUUAAUAGAUGGAGUCUUGUUUCAUCUUCAGAGUGUUACAGCUUAUGCCUUGAUGGGCAAAAUUUCUCCAGUGACUUUCAGUGUCGCCAGUACAGUGAAGCACGCGUUGUCUAUUUGGUUAAGUAUUAUCGUGUUCGGUAACAAGAUCACCAGCCUCUCAGCCAUUGGGACAGUUCUGGUGACGGUUGGGGUCCUGCUGUAUAACAAAGCAAAACAACACCAGCAAGAAACCAUCCAGGGCCUGGUGACGGCAUCAACUCUUCAGCCACCCCAGGGCAAAAAUGAAGACACUGAGCCUUUGAUCCCGAAGGAGUUAAAGCCAUAACAAUGAGAUGGCCCUUGAUCCAUUGCAGUAAAACUCUGUUUUUGGAAGACCACUAUCCCAGGGAUUGGAUGUGCCUGGGGCCUGUCGUACUUGCAGUCCAGAGGUAGGGUGAGGUGAGGUUGCAUGAUGAUCAAGCCAGGAGUCGUACAAGAAACAGAUUCAGAGCAAAAGAAAUGUUGACAAGCGAGCUUGACUUUUGCCUUUCUGACUGCAAAAUGCAAAAAGGUAAAAGGUCUCUGGGUCCAAACCCUCCAUCAGAGCAACGUGAAAUGUGGCAGCCUUUUUCUGGCACAAUGCACGCACAUGGCAAGACGUGGAAGCAGUCCGACUUUCUUCAUUGUGUACGUGAGCCAAAGUGACAGUGUGUUGGAAGGUCUACGGCAAUGGUUGCUUUUGACUUGUGUGCUGGCUGGCAUCAACCGUUACGGAGGGUCUAAAAUUCCAAGACACUGUCCAAGCAUCUUCUGGAGUUGAACCAGCAAGGGGGAUUCAGUUGGGGUGCAGGAUAAUGCACUAACCACUAGCUCAUUAUGGGUCACAUCUGUACCCCCCAAACCCACUUCCCAUACCCAUUUUGAUGGACCCAAACUUCACUUUGAUGGAACUGAUACCACUAAUUCUCUCAGCAAGACCCACCGGAGAUAUUUAGCCGUCGAUGAAGUGACAUCAGCAAUUUUGAUAGCAAAUUCCCCCUUCCCCAUCUCCUGGUUAAUCUGAGAGUCAGAACACAUGAGACAAAAUACCUAGAUUCAACUUGUGUUCUCUUACCUAAAGGUUUGCAGGGAAGUGUAGGCGUCCUUGCAGCUUAAAGUUUUGCAUUUACAGUGCAGGCGUCCUUGCAGCUUAAAGUUUCGCAUUUACAGUGCAGGCGUCCUUGCAGCUUAAAGUUUAGCAUUUACAGUGCAGGCAUCCUUGCAGCUUAAAGUUUAGCAUUUACAGAGCAGUGAGGAGGGAAGUGCAGGCGUGGGGCGCCUUUCCUCCCACUCUCAAGGUGCAUCACAGCAUUUUCCCUUCCCCUCACCCGGCCUGGCCCUGCAGAGCGAUGCCUGGCUGCACCGGGAGACUUUGAGCUGCAAGGACCCCCGCACAUCCCUCUCUGCUGCUCUGUAAAUGCUAAACUUUAAGCUGCAAGGACGCCUACACUUCCCGACAAACCUUUAGGUAAGAGAACAUGAGUUGAACCUAGGUAUUUCAUCUCAUGUGUUUCGACUGUUAGUGUCCUCUUGAAUUCAGGUUUAUAAUGUAAUUUUUAGAGCAGGGAUAGACAGUAAGGUCCAUCUGGAUGGGAGGGUGAACAACUUGAAUUUUUUAAAAAUACAGAUCUAAUAUGUAGGCAUGCAAUAAAUAACGGACUGUUGGAAAGCGGGAUUAUGACAUGGUUGCUGCAGGGUCUUUUCUUUGCUGAAGUGUUUCCUGUUUUGACAUAAGGAAUGAAGGCAUUCUUCGGGGAGAAGAUAAUGCAAAGAGGAUGGAAUGGCACAGUUUUUUAAAAAAAAUAUGACUGAGAUGUUCUUGCUACAUCUUUGGUUUUCAGGUUAGCAUGGAAGAUUUUAGAAAGCAUGGGAGAGAAUUGGUACGAUCUGGUGGUGGGCCAAGGCCGCUCUCCUUGCAAGUCCCUUAUGUACAGGCCUAAUGCCCCUGACAAAUGGUUAAGCAGCUUGGGGCCCAGCUGAAAAUGUCCCUUUGGCAGGAAGUAGUAUUUGAGCUGUAAUUUGCUCACCUUUGAGCUGUUGGGUUUUUAGGUGCUUUCAGGAGCACAGUGAACCUUUUCUGGUUCUCCUUUGGGCAGUGGCACAGACGGGACUUAAGUGGAUGAAGGUGUGUUUAGCCGAUAUAUUGAGAUGGGGAUGGUGGGAUUUGAUGACUGCUCAGACCAUUCUGGGCCUCAGAUUCUGUAGGGCGCUUCAGAUCUUUUCUUUCUUUUCCUUCCUUCCUUCCUUCCUUCCUUCCUUCCUUCCUUCCUUCCUUUCUUUCUCUGUCUCUGGCAUUCCAUGGAUAUCUGCCUGAUUUCCCUCUUCAUGAGGACUAGGAGGUAAGGCUUGUGUGUGCUCAGAUCCGAAAGUAAAAAAAAAAUCAAAAUUCUGUACUGAGAAAAGCACAGGUAAUCUGCAUGAUUGUGAAUAACUGACUUGGCAGUUUCUGCUAUUUUUCCUUUUGCUUAUAAUUAUGAAGAAUAGCCAAGCCCUUUGCCAGACAGGGUAGCUCUUCUGACUGAUUUCAACAUACCUUAUGCAGCAAUCCUCUCGGGCUCCUAAGAGUUUCCCAGGCUUUCAAACACACAUGUCCAGCCAUGAGGACUAGAACCUUAUUUUGUUGGUUUGUUUCAAGAUAAAAGCUGACAUUCUCUAGAAACUGGAUUCCACAGCCCAGCCCAGAUAUCUGCGUUUUUCCUGCAGAAUCAUAAUGUACAUCCAACCUAGACUGUAUGUCAUUUUUGUUUUUGUUGCUUAUUUGGAACAAUAUGCCGUUGCACAUUCCUGCCAUUUUGAAUCCAUCCACUUGUAUAACCUCAUGUUUAGAGAAAAGUGCUUCUCUGCUUGAACUACUGCUUGCCAGAGUAGACAAAACUGAGCUGGACAGGCCUCGGUGUGGCUUCAUGGAUUUUAGCAAUCCCUUCUUGCAUUACAUAGCAAAGCACAACACCCCCCCUCCAAUAAAAUGUAUAUAUUGAUGACCUAACACAUAUUUCAAGGUUGUAAUAUUGUUUAUGACAGAAUGCCUGUUCUGUGUCAGAAUGGUUCUUCUAAGAUGGCAUUGAGGGGAGACUGCCUGAACUAAAGGGGGGCACCAUUAUUGAUUAAAAGGUUUUAUAUCAGUUAAUUUAACCAACAGAUUGAUUAAAAGUUGCCACCAUAACAAUCACAGAGUCAUUGCACGGCCUCUGCUGUACUAACACCGCACAGGCUUUGAUUGGCUGUAUUGAUUGAUAUUGAUACAAGAUUUAACUGGCCUUGUCCAAAGGAUUGCCUCUUCCAAGGUGACCUGCUGCAGUCUUGGGAAAUCCACUGGAAUGUUCUCCAAAAGAUGUUUGCCAAGGUGGAAAGCAAUAGAGCAUAUAUCCUCGGUUGACAAAGGAGACUUGCUCCCAAGGAACCUUGGCAGCUAUCGUUCUGAGAGGCAGUCUAAGGGACUUCUCAGUAUCGUCCGUUACCAUUAGAAUUUGGGGGGGGGCAGUGACCAUGGUAAUUGAAACUGUAAAUGACUACUAAAUCUGUGCUGUAGGCAUGUCCUUGUCAGUUUUUAAAGGUCUCAAACUUGCAACUGCCGCAGUGUUCCUGUGCAGGAAGAGUUUGUCAUGUUCGGACACCCGCCUGCCUGUUCCUCUGUAAUGGUAAGCCUUUUUCUGAGGACACUUGAAGACAUGCAAACAUGUUUGCCAGUGCUUCUAUGACGAGGCCAAACCAUAAACGUAUUGGAUGCCAAUUUGAGACUGAGAACAAUCAUACCGUUAUGCCAUGCUCGGGUAUCUGCUAUUCCAGUAUUGACCAAACCUCAAAUGUCUGUGAACGUCUGAAAUUUCCAUUUUUAUUAGACUGGCUCGAUCCCACUGUGACAUCUGUUACAAUCUCCAGUCAACUGGUCCUGUGGAUAAUGUAUUGCUCCCUGUGUGAGAUGCAAACGUAUCAGCUACAGAAUGUACUCAAUGCAAUUGAUUUUUUAUGGGGAGGGGGGAAUCUAUUGUGUAAUCCUCUAACUGUAAAAAUACGUUUUUUGUGUACUGUAUCUUUCGAGGAUCCUGUUUUGUUAAGAACAAAUAAACCCGGUUGACUGUGUAUAUACA
Molecule: messenger RNA, 5392 nt
Organism: Eublepharis macularius
Lineage: Eukaryota; Metazoa; Chordata; Lepidosauria; Squamata; Eublepharidae
Gene: SLC35E2B
Product: solute carrier family 35 member E2B
Exons: 10
Coding region: 388-1611 (407 amino acids)
Cellular component (GO): Golgi apparatus
Molecular function (GO): antiporter activity
Source: RefSeq, a predicted model, not a curated record